Messenger RNA from Sclerotinia trifoliorum, 1057 nucleotides. NCBI's taxonomy places the organism in Eukaryota, Fungi, Ascomycota, Leotiomycetes, Helotiales, Sclerotiniaceae. The record is from the annotation of a GenBank genome assembly.
UGUCCGUUCGACAAUUGGUCGAAGGCACACUCCCUUGACAUCACUUAAGAAUGGUUCCUGCGACACUGAUAUCCGUAGCAAAAAAAUAGUCAUAUAUCGAUCAUCGAUGCAUCCAUCUCAGGACCAAAGUAUGGCAAAGAUAUAUCAGACCACCGCGACAGAUCUGUUCGCCGCGCGAAAUAGUAAAAUAUGAGUUUGGUUUUGAAGGUGUUGUAUGUCAUUCACGUGACUUUAUAGUCCGUGCAUUGGAAUAGUCUCUAAUCACGGGGUUCUGAUGAGGAACAUCAACACCGGUGAUCUGACAUUCGAUACUUCUGUCCAUGAAGCUCAUAAAGUCUUUCCCGGCCAACAAUAGCUCAACGAAGCUAGGCAUUUUGAUUCAUUGGCUCAGAAAGAACAGGAGAGAGUCUUCAUGGGAUGGUUUCGAACGCUAUUGAAAGAAGAGCUAGAACAAAUAGCAUGCCAACUUGUGGGAAAAAAUAGGCUUGGAAAUGGACUCACUGUGGUCCGAUGGAAGACUGGAGGGUAUAACGUGACUUUUCGUGUCAAUUAUGAUGAUGGCUUCCAGGCCAUUAUUCGUUUCGCUGCCCUUGGUCAAUCCCUUUAUCGUACCGAGAACGUUGAAAACGAGGCCAUUGUUCUUCAAUAUCUCCGUAAGAACACGAAUAUUCCUGUUCCCCGUUUAUUAGGGGUUGGAAAAAUUGCUCUCGCACCCUACAUCAUUGAAGAAUUUGUGGAGGGGAGAACUUGCUUCUGGUCCUUUCAUGGAAUCCAGAAUAGAGCGACAAAAUCUGGAUUCCAAUGUUAGUGAGCAGAAACUGAAAAUUCUCUAUAGCGAAAUGGCCGGCAUUGUGCUUGAGAUGUCGAAACCAGAGUUCACGCAUAUUGGCUCUCUGGUUCAAACCGAAAAUGGAUAUGCUAUUGGCAGACGUCCACUCACAAAAUAUGUGAACGAGCUGGCAAUGAAGGCUAAUCUCGCGCCACAACACUUCCCUACCUCAAACUCAAUUUACACGACGUCUGUUGGCUACUUUGGGUCCUUGGUUGAACAACACAU